AUUAAAUCCAACCUGCCUCCAUCCAGACACAGCGCGCAGCCAAUCAACCUGAUCUGAAGAUCGAAAAUAGGAGGGCUUACUGUAAUCAGCCCUCAGAGUCUCAUGACAAGGAACAGUGUGGCAACGUUGUGGGAGCGCUCGGCACACACAGCAGGACGCUCACUGGCGCUGCGCUCUCAGCUCAUAACCAACCAGAUAGCGCGGAGACAGACAGAAGGGGGGGACGGGGACGGUAGGAGCAUCCCGUGACGGAUGCGGGGGUUUUUUUUUAGCUGAUUUCGGACGUUCUGGAGUGUAAGAACAUCGGAAGACAGAGGGAGACCGUGCGGGGAAACUAAGCCGUUUUUCUUGGAGGGAUUUGACCAGAGUGCCCUUCUAUCUUCGUCUCCUCCGGAUGAUCAGAAAUGGGGGAAUGGACUAUACUAGAGAGGCUCCUGGAGGCUGCUGUCCAGCAGCACUCUACUAUGAUAGGAAGGAUCCUACUAACAGUGGUGGUCAUCUUCCGGAUUCUAAUCGUAGCAAUAGUUGGAGAGACUGUCUAUGAUGACGAGCAGACGAUGUUUGUUUGUAACACCUUACAGCCGGGCUGCAACCAGGCAUGCUACGACAAGGCAUUCCCCAUUUCACACAUUAGAUAUUGGGUUUUUCAGAUCAUCAUGGUGUGCACGCCUAGCCUCUGCUUUAUCACAUACUCUGUGCACCAGUCAGCCAAGCAGAAAGAGCGGCGGUACUCCACGAUCUACCUGACGCUGGACAAGGAUCAAGAUUCUCUGAAGCGAGAUGAAAGCAAAAAGAUAAAGAACACCAUUGUGAAUGGAGUACUCCAGAAUACUGAGAACUCCACCAAAGAAGCGGAGCCGGACUGCUUGGAGGUGAAGGAGAUCCCCAAUUCGGCCAUGAGAACUACAAAGUCCAAAAUGAGGCGUCAGGAGGGUAUCUCCAGGUUUUACAUCAUCCAGGUGGUGUUCAGAAACGCGCUGGAGAUAGGCUUCCUGGUGGGCCAGUACUUCUUGUACGGGUUCAACGUCCCGUCCGUGUACGAAUGUGACCGCUACCCCUGCAUCAAAGACGUCGAGUGCUACGUGUCCAGACCCACGGAGAAGACCGUGUUUCUGGUCUUCAUGUUCGCGGUCAGUGGGUUCUGCGUGGUGCUGAACCUGGCCGAACUCAAUCACCUGGGCUGGAGGAAAAUCAAGACGGCCGUGCGGGGCGUGCAAGCCCGGCGGAAGUCCAUUUAUGAGAUCAGAAACAAGGACCUGCCGAGGAUGAGUGUGCCCAACUUCGGCCGCACGCAGUCCAGUGACUCAGCAUAUGUGUAAAAAAAGAGAGAAAAAAGAUAGGAUUUAAAAAAAAUCAACCCCAUGUAGGACAUGAUGGACAGCUCCGCACGCCUAAAACUUGUGUCAUGACUUAAAAGAGUGGGCAAAUUUAUUUAUUUAUUUACUUAUUUAUUUUCCAUUUGAUUUCAUGGUAUUUUAUGGACUAUGAGGCAAGCGUGGAUCACACGCUUGUUUACUUUUACUUAUUUAUUAUUGCACUGAUGCAACUUUUUAAGUAACGUUUCUACUCUGUGGAGACCAUGUUCAAGUGUUCGCAGAUUUACUCUUUCUUGGGCUGCACUUGAAAAGAGCAUAUGCAGAAGACGAAGAAGAAGUAGAAGAAGAAGAUGAAAAACUUGCACUAAAGAGGUGAACACAUGAGAGCUUGAUCGUAUCCAAAUGUGCUGACAUUUUCUUUCCACCCAUAUUUCUGUUACAUGGCACCAUUAAAAAGGGAAAAUAUAGCGUGUUCCUACCAGAUUUAUAUAUACACCCAUUACAUAAAUAAUUAUAUAUAAAUCCUUACUGGUUGGCUAAAAUACAUCAGCUUUAUUAACUAUUUUUCUCUCAUUUGUUUUUGUUGCCUGUGUUGCACCACUGACCUUAACAUAUGUAACCAUCCCAUUGCUUUAUAGCUAUAACUUGCAAAAUAGUAUCUGGUGAAUUUGCUGCAAAACGCUAACGUCUGUGACUUCCUUAAUUUAAGACACACCAAAGCGCCCACUGCUUUUACUUGUGAGUGUUUAUUUUCUUGCUUUUUGUGUAAUCAAGUGCCAUACUUGUACAUAGACAUUAUAUAAAUUAUAAAUAUAUGUAUACAUAUGAAUAUAUAUAUAUAUAAAUAUAUGAUGAUAAUAAUAAUAAUCAUGAAAGCUGAUUCCUUGCUUGGAUUAUGCUCAAUAUUGGCCAAUUUAUUUUUAUUUGCUCCAAAUGUAUUUGUUGUGGUUUGACUGAAGAAAAUCAAAUAUUCAGGUUUUGUUCUGUUUUAUUUUUGGAAAUGACUGGGAAAAGAAAUGAAGUGCUAGUUUUUUUUUUAUUCUAACAAGACUCCCUCCAAUCACAGCUGAUCAAAAGUGAAAAGAAAAGCACAAAUUGACGUUUUUAUCAAAGAAUGGGAAAGUGAAAUCUGCUCUGGUGCUACAGUUUUUCAUUGAAUGGUUUUAAAUGUAACCUUCCGAAUCAGAAAGAAAGAAAAAAAAAAACACAAACAUCUUUUUUUUUUUCUGUGGAAAAUAAAAGUGGGAUUCAUGUACACCAGAAA
This is a messenger RNA of Fundulus heteroclitus (mummichog), 2580 nucleotides long. RefSeq names its product gap junction protein delta 2b (gene gjd2b). Gene Ontology annotation, cellular component: connexin complex. The record is from RefSeq and is a predicted model, not a curated record. Gene Ontology annotation, biological process: cell communication. Bases 405 to 1319 code for a protein of 304 amino acids. Lineage: Eukaryota; Metazoa; Chordata; Actinopteri; Cyprinodontiformes; Fundulidae. The transcript has 2 exons.